CCGAAUCCACAUUACCUCAAAAAACCCAUGAAGCUAUGUUUAUAAUUCCGUUAUCACUAAAAAUUCUUACGGCUGAGAAUCUAACGUCGAGAAAUGUUAAUAAUAAAUUGUUUAGUGUUGCUGGCGGUACCAGCGUCUACCUGUUUUGGACAAAUCUUGCAGAAUACUAGAUUUAGAAGGUUCCCCAUGAAGGCGGCAAUGAAACUCAGGAAUAGGUUAAAGGAAAGAUUGGAUCAAGUCCGUGAAAGGAACACUCAGCUGAUCUGCUACGAUAUUGUUGGUUGUUUUAAUCUGCCCCACAAAAAUUCUCCACUUCAAAAGGUACCAGAAGAUCCGAAGAUACUAGAUACAAAGUUCUACUUAUUCACGAGAAACAUCAAUUUUUCCCAUCCAGAAGUUUUGGUCUACGAUGAUAACGGAGCAUCUUUGGAAAAAUCAUCAUUCAAUUCUUCCAAGCCUCUAAAACUGUUGGUGCAUGGGUACAUGGGUAGAUGGAACGAUAAGGGCUUCUUAGUUCUAUCAGAAGCUUAUAGAAAGUUGUACGACUGCAACGUGGUCGUGAUGGACUGGCACGUGGGAGCCAGAGGGCCUCAGUACACGAACGCGGCAGCCAACACGGAGUUAGUAGGAAGACAGCUGGGGAUGCUGCUCGAGCUGAUGGUGGAGAAAGGCAUGCAGCCGAGAGACAUGCACUUGAUUGGGUUUUCUUUGGGAGCCCACGUGUGCGGGACCGCUUCCGAGGCGCUGAAAGUUAAAGGUUACCUUGUGGGAAGGAUAACGGGAUUAGAUGCCGCAAGUCCGCUAUUUAGAAACAACUACUUACGAGAAAAGUACAAAAAACUUGACAGAGGCGAUGCAAAAUUUGUAGAUGUCAUUCAUACGGAUGCUAGUCCUUUUAUAACUGAUGGAUUUGGAUUAUGGCAACCUAUUGGCCAUGUGGAUUUUUUCCCUAAUGGUGGCCAAGAACAGCCAGGAUGUACAGAUACAAAGGGAUCUAUAGUUGUCACUCAUCUUGAAGGUGGUUUGUCACGAGACAUAGCAUGUAGUCACCUAAGGGCGUUCUUUCUGUACACAGAAUCCGUGUUGAAUAUGCUGAAGAAGAAGGAAAAUAAGGAUAUUUGCGAAUUUACGUCGUUCACUUGCCCCGGAGGACUGACGUCUUUCGAAAAAGGCUACUGCUUUCCUCAGAUAGAGAAAAAUAGCUCACUGGUUUUAGAUCCAAGUUAUCUAAGUGAUAUUGGGAGAUUCGGCGAAGAUGCUAAGGGAGAGGGUGUUAUGUAUUUUUCCACCAAAGAUUCUAGUCAGUACUGUGGUACACAACUUCAAGCUUCAGCGAUAAUUUCACAACAAACUGCGUACGUUAAAGGCAUUCUACAGUUACAGCUGAAUUAUUUAAACCAUUCUGUAAAUUUCCACAUUAAAUGCGAGACAGCGCAUGGUACGAUAAUGAAUUCUCUGGCAGUAGCUGAUUAUGGUUCACUGACUAGUGACAUAGAUACCCUUACAGGAGUUUUAAAGUACCAUGAUAUGGGACAAGAAAAAAACAAACGGAAUCAGACAGAUUAUGCGCCCGUAUUGUAUAUAGACAAGCUAAUCGUUCGUGAUAUGUUCGGAAAUAGCUGGCAAUAUUGCAAAAAGGAAACCAUUAUUCAGGACCAACACGGAACUCACAAUUUAUUAAAUAUUACAUUAAAAAAAACUCUCUGUUAAUAUUUUCGUGGGUAGUAAUUUAAAAUUAAAAGCAAUUGUAAAAAAUUCUAAAUAUUCGUUACCUUAUUAUUUUUUCAUUUUCGUUUAAAUACAAAAAAUAAUAAUGUUAGUUCUUGAACUUGUUUAUUCAUCUAUUUAAAAGAAAUAUCAGACAAAAGUAUUUCUGAAAUGCUGUAACAUUUUUUGUAAUUAGUAGGUAACUCUUUAAUAUUUUAGGAAUUUAAUUCUUAAAAUAAUAGAGAGUAACCUAGGUUUAC
Molecule: messenger RNA, 1967 nt
Organism: Anoplophora glabripennis (Asian longhorned beetle)
Lineage: Eukaryota; Metazoa; Arthropoda; Insecta; Coleoptera; Cerambycidae
Product: pancreatic lipase-related protein 2-like
Exons: 9
Coding region: 94-1710 (538 amino acids)
Biological process (GO): lipid metabolic process
Molecular function (GO): lipase activity; carboxylic ester hydrolase activity
Source: RefSeq, a predicted model, not a curated record